Messenger RNA from Dinoponera quadriceps, 11965 nucleotides. RefSeq names its product rap guanine nucleotide exchange factor 2-like. The transcript is spliced from 13 exons. The record is from RefSeq and is a predicted model, not a curated record. Gene Ontology annotation, cellular component: plasma membrane; apical plasma membrane. NCBI's taxonomy places the organism in Eukaryota, Metazoa, Arthropoda, Insecta, Hymenoptera, Formicidae. Gene Ontology annotation, biological process: positive regulation of GTPase activity; Ras protein signal transduction. The coding region runs from base 2145 to 6596 and encodes 1483 amino acids. Gene Ontology annotation, molecular function: guanyl-nucleotide exchange factor activity; protein binding.
CAGUCUUGUCGAGUGUUCCGUGGCGGCCGGCGAGCGUUGCGAUUAAUAGCGACUGCACCCGCGAAUCGCAUUCCGAUCUCGCGAUUUCCAGCCCGCGGUCUCUCGCGCUUUCUGUCGCGGGCUAGCGCGCCGGGCGUUAAAUCGAAACCGGCCGCGCACGGAGAGGAGCGGCGAGUGUGUGCGAUGGACAGUGGUGGACUCGGUGGGAUCGCCGUUCGUCGAAUGAUACGAGACGCCGCUGAUCGGCGGCCUGACCGAUCUCGAGUUUUUCGGGCCAGAGAGUGUCUCGCCCGCCAAAAGUGACGCCUCCGCUCGAUUCCUGGAUCUCUCCUCGAUCGCGCUUUACCGGUUCAUAAGUCGGAUAUGCACCUCUCGUUCGCUGUCCACAGGUGUACGUAAUCGCGGCUGACGGGAGCACGCGCGUAAUCAUCAUCAAGUGCGUUCGUCCGGUUAACGCGUGAACACAAGCCGCUUUUAUUGGACUUUAGAAUUCGGGAGAUAAGCGGAAGACCGUCGACGAAAAAACACAUUCCUCUUCCAGGUGAGCCUUUCGUCGUCGUAGGAUUCCUCGGCUCGAGCGAUAACGAGGUCCACGGCCGAGAUAAACAAAGAAGCACCUCGAUAUUUCCUACGUGGAAAGCAAGCACGGCUGACGUGCAUUUGAGAAAUGCACGGCCCGGCGCAAAGGAUUGUCCUGGUUUAAUUAUUGACGCUAAGAGUAAGAAAGAGAGAGAGAGAGAGAGAAUCGAAACCUGUUGCCAGUCCGCGAAUCUCAAUCGCGUCGUCAAGUUCUCCGAGGAAGAUCGGCGGAUAUUUUCAAUUCGUCGGCAGGGAAAGCUGGACGCUCAUCAUCGUCGAGGAUAGAUUUGAGGAUUCGCUCCGGCCUCUCGCGAGGAUCAUUCUCUCGCUCAAGGAUCGCUCGGAGAAGAGGAGUCGCGCACUUCCGCGCUCCCGAGGAGACAAGCGGCGAGGCGCGGACGAUGUUCGAGCGAGCCGUCGUCUCAGUCUGAAACUCGUUUCGCGGCGUGUACGAGACGUGCGUACCGAAAGCGCGUGCAGUGACCCGCGCGCUUUCGCGACGUUACAGUACCUGGACGCCCCGCGAGUGUGUGAGCGCAUCUGAAGGAAUCAUUUAACGCAGGAUCGAUACUCGCGCGACAAUUGGAGCGAGUUCGCGAAGGCAGAGCUCGAUCGUAACAGGCCGAUCGGAGCUCUCGGUGCGCAGGUGAGCAAGAAGACGCGCAGUCGGGCUUCUCGGAGAGACUCCGCGAUAAUCGCCGUUCGCUUUCACCGCAGCCUCGAGUCGCGCGUGCGACGACGGCUAUGGUAUUCCGUAAUAAAUCUAACAGCGGCCCGGAGUAACGGUUUACGAAUAUUACGGUGAGGAGGAGAGACCCGAACGAACGAAUCUUACGAAAUCCGCCGCGAGAAUCGAGGAAGAUCAGCGAGAGAGGAGAGCGAGGAGAAACUUUUUGAAGAGUUCACGAGGUGCUGCACCAGGGUGAUCGUUGUCGUGACUUCCGCGGCGGCGCGAAUCAACUCUCGUCGGCUCACGAUCGACGUGCGGCGAAAAGCGAACAGGAAGGAGCACGAGUCGCGGUUGUUGUGUCGCGGCUGACUCUCUCGAGCGAAGGAGGAUAAGGUCCCGCUCGUAGAGAAAGAGAGAAGGCGGUCGCCGAUGCGCGGCGAGAUACCACCGGGGUCGUUGCUCGCGGUGUGUAUGAACGCGAAAUACGUGAUCGAUCGAUCGACUCGACGAUAAGAGAGUAAAAAGAGAGAGAGAGAGAGAGAGAGCGACAGAGAGAAAGAGUGAGCAGAAGGAGGAGACGCGAGAUUCUCCAGCGGGCUCGACGAGAGGACGUCGCGAUGCCGACGGUGUGAGGCAGCUACGAAAAGUCCUCGCGAUCGGUAGUCGCUCCGGACGCGGCGUCGUCGCACAGCUCUCUCAGUGGAAGCAAGCAGCGUAGUAAAAAGCCGGCAAGCUGGAUGCUACAGACGGUGCCUCGCCCCCUCCGCCCCCGCCCGACAUUACCGUCACGCAGGAUGACCGAAGAGAGGAUGUGAGGGGAGAAGAUGUAGAAGCCGAGCGAUGGACGGACCAGCGUCCCGGUGGCGAAAGGAUCACUGACGGGAUCGCCGAGAGGAUGCACAAGCACACCAGCCAGCUACGCGGUCCAGGUGGCCAUAAUGGCGGCUAUCACGGCGCUAACAGGGGCCCCGUGAGGAGAUGGAACAGCUUCCAUGGUGGCGGCGGUGGUGGUGUUGGUGGUGUUGGUGGUGGUGUUGGAGGUGGUGGUGGCACCAGUAAUUUCAACGAUGGCGUUGGGAACGGCGGCAUGAUCACGAAAGCCUGUCAGGAACCCUUCAGGGCCGUGCCUAGAGCGGUCCAGGCCCUCAGGAGCGAGUCCGUCGACAGGACUCCUCGAGCUCAGCCGCCGCCGCCACCCGCGUUCCCCAGGAGGAGAUUCUCCGUGUGCUUCGGGAAGCGGACGGGUGGCAGUGCCAGGAGACCCAACGAAUGCUUCGUCCUCGAGCCCUCCGAGAUGAUUGUCAUCGACUACCCGGAAGUGCAUGGCGGAGGAAGGAUGCAUCGGCCACCGCACCCCCAUCCCAUAACCGACCACCGUCAGGUCAACCUGGUCUUCGAUGACACGUUCUCACAGGGCCUGACAGGGCGGCCCGAACUAUAUCAGAAAUCAAACAGGAGUAGUCAUUCGAGUGACACGAGUUCAGCGUACAGUGGAUCCGACACCAUGACGUCUGUACAAAGUUCAUUAGACGCAGACCCCGACGAGGUGGACCUCUCGGGUCUCGUAGAGUCGAUCGUUGACAGCGACGAGGAGGAGGAUCUGGCAGAGAGUAUGGACAGUCUGACAGUCCGCGACCCCGUGCGAGAGUGUUUGGAGAAGGACCCGGUGGAGAGAACGGAGGACGACAUAGAGACGCUUCUGGAGUUCACGCAACAGCUGAAGGCUUUCACCAACAUGACCCUGGCCGUGAGAAGAGCGCUGUGCGCGGUGAUGGUGUUCGCAGUCGUCGAGCGCGCCGGUAUGGUGGUUUUGAACGACGGUGAGGAGCUCGACAGUUGGAGCGUGCUGAUCAACGGCGCGGUCGAGGUCGAGCACAGCAACGGCGAGAUCGAGCAGCUCAGCCUCGGCGACAGCUUCGGCAUCUUGCCCACCAUGGAGAGGCUGCUGCACCGCGGAGUCAUGCGAACAAAGUGCGACGACUGCCAGUUCGUUUGCGUCACGCAGGCGGACUACUUCCGGAUCCAACAUCAGGGUGAGGAGAACACCAGGCGACACGAGGAGAACGGCAGGGUGAUUCUCGUGACCGAGUUGCGGGGGGCCUUGGACGGCGCCGCGCGAAGAGGCCACGUGGUGAUCCGCGGCACUCCGGAGCGCUUGAUGUUACAGCUCAUCGAGGAGAACAGUAUUACGGAUCCGACUUACGUGGAGGACUUCCUAUUGACUCAUCGAACGUUCAUCGACAGCCCGUUGCUGGUCGCGAGUCAAUUGCUGGAGUGGUUCGACCAGGCGCAGGUGCGAGAUCGCGUGGCCCGCGUCGUGCUGCUGUGGGUGAACAAUCAUUUCACCGACUUCGAGACUGACCCGUCGAUGAUGGAGUUCCUGGAGGCGUUCGAGGCCGGACUCGAGCGGGAGAAGAUGCAGGGCCAACAGAGGCUGCUGAACAUCGCGUGCGCGGCGAAAGCGAGGACGCGGAACGUGACGCUCGCCAGGCCGAACAGGGACGAGGUGCUGAACUUCAGUAUCUUGGGUGGCUUCGAGAGGGGCUUCGGCAUAUUCAUCUCGAAGGUCGACAAGAGAUCCAAGGCUGAGGACGUCGGUCUCAAGAGGGGCGAUCAGAUCCUGGAGGUGAACGGACAAAGCUUCGAGCACGUGAACCAAGCGAAGGCCCUCGACAUUCUCCGAGCCUCCACGCAUCUCAGCAUCACCGUCAAGUCCAACCUGCUCGCGUUCAAGGAGAUGCUCCAAGUGCCGGACAAUUCGCCUCGAGCGCGCGGCAGGGCGAGCAAGCCGGAGAUACCCAGGCUGCCGUCGGACCCGCGAGCCAGGCUGUCGACGCACGUCGACCCCAUGACCCCCGUGAAUCCGUUGAACCCCUUGAUCGGCGGUGUGCCGUUGCUGAUACCCGACAACAACGUCUCGCCGUGCAAAGACGCGAAGAAGGAGCACAAGGGAUUCAUGACUCUCGGACCGAAGCGACGGCUGCAGAAGGCGCUCAUGAAGAUGAAUAUAUUACCAAAGAACACGAUCAACGACGGCGUGCACGUGGACGAUCCGCUGGCGCCACCGCACACGCCACCGGGCACCGGGCUCUCGCAGACCACCACGAAUCUCUACCACUCGAAGAGCAACCCGGACCUCACGUCGCUCUAUUGCUACGACGACCUGAGGGCGAACGAUUAUCCCGAGCACGUGCUCAAGGUGUACAAAGCCGACCAAACCUGCAAGUACCUACUCAUCCACAAGGAGACCACGGCGCACGAGGUGGUGAUGCUCGCGCUUCAAGAGUUCGGCAUCACGGAGAGCAGCUCGAACUUCUCUCUGGCGGAGGUGAGCGUCGGCGAAGGCGGUAUGAUCAAGCAGCGCAGGUUGCCGGACCAACUGCAGAAUCUCGCGGAGCGGAUCGGACUGAGCUCCCGGUAUUACCUGAAGACCAACGGGAUUUCGGAGACUCUGGUGGCCGACGAGCAAGCCCCGGAGCUUAUUCGGGAGUCGCAGGUGCAUUUUCUGCAGUUGAACGCGGUGGAGGUGGCGAUACAGCUGACUCUGCAGGAUUUUAGUAUAUUCAGGCAAAUCGAGUCCACGGAGUAUGUGGAUGAUUUGUUCGAGCUGAAGAGCAGGUAUGGCGUGCCUAUGCUCAGUCAGUUCGCGGAACUAGUCAACAGAGAGAUGUUCUGGGUCGUGACGGAGGUUUGUUCCGAACACAAUCUCGUGCGGCGCAGUAAGAUUAUAAAGCAAUUUAUUAAAAUAGCACGUCAAUGCAAAGAAUGCAAGAACUUCAACUCUAUGUUCGCGAUCGUGUCCGGCCUGGGUCAUGGCGCGGUCUCGAGAUUGAGAGCGUCGUGGGAAAAACUGCCAACUAAAUAUCAAAGAUUGUUCAGUGAUCUGCAGGAGUUGAUGGAUCCCAGUCGCAAUAUGAGCAAGUACCGGCAACUGGUGGCGUCGGAACAAACGCAGCCACCGAUAAUACCUUUUUAUCCAGUCGUAAAGAAGGACUUGACCUUCAUACAUCUUGGCAACGAUUCGAGGGUGGAAGGUUUGGUGAACUUCGAGAAGCUCCGAAUGAUCGCGAAGGAGGUGAGAACGCUAACGAACAUGUGCUCUUCGCCCUACGAUCUACUGACCAUGUUAGAAAGGGGCGGGCAACCGCCGAGUUCCGCGAUGGUCGCUCUCAAUCAAAUGACCACCGGCAAUCAAGGCGGCCAAACUGCGACGGUGAAGCGACGGAAGAAAUCGACCGCCGCGCCGAACCCGAAGAAAAUGUUCGAGGAGGCGCAAAUGGUGCGACGAGUAAAGGCCUACCUUGCGAACAUGAAAGUCAUCACUGACGAGGAACGACUGCAUCAGCUCUCCGUCGAUUGCGAGCCCCAUGCAGGAGCUGUUGCAGUCGCUGCCGCGGUACCGCUAGGCGGCAGCAGGGGUAGGAGGCAUCCGUCGCCUACUCUAUCGACCACCAGCAGUGCCAGUAGCACCAGUGAAGGCAGGAAGAGUAUACAAGGUACCAAAUUCGGUGCUGCGUCGCCACAAGCGGUGAGGAAGAUGCUAGCCCUGUCGGAUCCUCACAAGACGCGGCCGUACCAACCUAAACACUGUCCCCCGCCGUUACCAGUACCUGGAUUGGCGUUACAUUCGAGCGGUUUGGAGCCUAGUCCAGGUGCGCCUAGAAGAGUAGGAUCCGGUAGCAGGGUACCGAUGCAUGAACGAUCCCACAGCGACACCCCUGCUAGCCUACCACCGCCCGUCGAUCUCAGUGCGGAGAGUAGCAGCGUAACUAGCUUAAGCAAUCUCCAGCCGCUGAGGAAAACCUUGACGAGCGGUUCGGUGACGAGCAGUGACAGUGGUCAUAGCACUCAGCUGGACAGCCACAGCGGGAGCAGCGUGGAAGCGGGCGGCAGCCCACCGCCACCGCAAAGACGGCACUCCGCUAUGCAAGGUUCUACGGGAUUAGGAGGAGUAAACAUGGGCCUAGGGAUGCCAGCCCCGCUGCCGCCGCCCGGAGCGGGCACCACGACGAUAAUGACGACGAUGAGCACCAUGGCGGCGGGCAACAUCUCGUCGAUCACAACGAUGCGACCCGGCAUGAGUAGCGGGCCGCAGUGCCGUCAACCACCGGCGUACAAAGUCGCGCAACAGAUGGCGAGAUUGCACAGACUCGGUCGUGCUAACAGCCACGAGGGGGUCACUUAUCGCACCGAUCACGAAGAUGGUACUACAUGUAACCAAAUCGCUACCGUUCACACAGCUCACACACCACCACAAUCAUCUCACGUUCACACACCACUGUUCGGUUUACGCUCGUUGAGGCUUACGCUCCCGUUGUUAACGUUCACGCACGGCGAAGAGUGUUGAUUCUUUCUUUACAGCUCUCUCAUCACCAUCCCCGAGAGUACCUAAGGUCCCGGGCGAGCGUUGCGCUCUCUCGCUAUGAUCGGAGCAUUCUUUCAUUCUUCACCGGAACGUUUUUCACCGUGCGUGCGAUCGGCUGGGCCGUCUAUUCUUUCGAUACGUAGUAUUCCCCGGUUAGUUUAGCCCCUCUUCUUUCGAGGUGAUCUUACCCACCUCCGGAAGAAUGACGGCAGCAACAAUCAAGAUGGCAUCGUGAAUCUUCGCAAACGUAAUCUCGAACACCAACCUUGCACACGAUCGUGAACACAGCGACAUUGUUAUUAACAAUUGCCGGUCGGAGAGAAGCUGGUUAUCACAUGCCUAUUGUAAAUACGUGUUGUUUACGUGUAAAUUAACGAGGCGUCUGUAUACGACUGUAUAUGGAGAGCUUGCGAAUUGAAUCUCUGUGAUCAUCGUAUGUGUGUGUUUAGUGACGCACCCAUUUAGCAUUAGUCGUGGUAAUAAGCAUCCCGCGAUGCAUCUCGAUAUUUUUCACCGCAUCAAGUGCAUCGAGUCAAUAUUUGUGUUACUAGUCAUCGCAUUCACACAAUGGCUGGUUGCCCGUCAUUAUUGUCGAAUUUUGGCGCGUUGUACGGUGUGUAUGCCGGAUUUUAAGCGGUCUGCCCCGUGAUUAUUUAUUUACCAUAUGCGUGAUGCCGAGGCAUGGAUUCUUGCUUGCUUGCAUUACUUGUCGCACGUGAUCAUCCCCUUGCCAUCCAUUUUUGUCGUUCGCAUCUUGGGAUUAUUCCCGAGAGAUAGAGUGAGAGAGAGGGAGAGAGUGAGAAAGGGAGAGAGAAAGACUUCUAGAACCGGCUCGUUUUCAAGAGUAAUUAGACCUUUUUUCUUCUUCUCUCGAGCCGGAGAAACGUACCACGGUGCGGUUUCUCUUUUAUUAGGCAUCGCAUUAAAACGAGAGACUCUAACCUAAGUAAGAUUAUAGCAGAAUAAGUAUAAACUGUACAUAAGCCGCUUUCUCUAGCAUCCAGCGCAUGGAAUCUCUUUUUACCUUUUUUUCUCUUUUUUUUUUUCCAUUACGUUACAAUAGCUUCUGAUUUUCCCGUUAUUCUCUGCCGUACGACCCUCCCACUUAGAGAUACUUUAGAGAUCACACGUUCCUUUUUUUUUUUUUUCGAUCUUACUAUUACGCUCCAUUUGCCGAAACGCUCAUACUCGUCGAAUCAAGCGCGCGGGGAAUGCACGCGCGAAUUUCGCUCAUCCGAAUUGCAUAGAGUCCCUCGCGCUUAGAUCGCCGCGCGCGCUCCGAAACGUGUCAUUCACUAAAAGGCCAUUCUGAAAUGUUGCAGAUGACGAAGACGCCCAAGUGUCGGCGGUCUAAGCGGUCCACACACACAGACACACAGUUACGCCGAAUCUGUCUCGGUUCACCCGUUUAGUUAAUUUCGUCAGAACCGUUUCGUUCGCACGGUCGGGGACGGGCGGCGAGGAGGGGAAUCGUUUCUUCUCCCUUUCCGGCGUGCGCGCCGCCCACGUCACGUCACGUAAACACCGAAAACGCGAACACAGGGUGGAGGACAAGGGCGACACGCGCGCGAAUUUUCCCCCUCCAACGUCGCGGGAACUCCGAGUUCUCGUUCUCCGCGCGUCCAUCACGGCGGUAGCGUUUUCCCAUUAUCCCGACGGUGCGUGUGUGCGUGUUUAAUGAUCGUUGCACACCACGUCGAUCAUCACUAUCACCGUCACCGCCGUCGUCGUCGUCAUCGUCGUCACCACCGCCACUCUGUGUCCCUUUGCUCUCCAUGAGCCGCGCGGGCCAAUUUUUCGCGUGGGCGAAACCCACUUUCUCCUCAACGCCGCCGAGAAAGAGGCGUCUUUUUUUAUUCUUAUUUCUACGCAGAGAGCGCUUGUCUUCCAAUAGCCCCCCCCUCACUCACUCACCCGCCCACCCAGCCCCGCGACGAACACACGACGGCACCGUCGAGAAUCUCAAGCGUCGAGGAAGAAGUAUUUGUACAGCGCGUACCGUUCAACCGGCACUGGAUGGAAAGCGACGAGCGACCGGCGAACCCGGCCGGUCUGAAGACGAGGAAAAGACGGUAGGAGGGUUAUUUCGUUGUUUUCUCUCUCUUUUCUUUUUUUCCCCUUUUUUUUCUUAUCAGACUGAGGGAACAGUUCUCGGGUAUAAUACAGGCGCGUUUCGCGCGAGCUCUCGCGGGACGACGAGGAGCGAGGUCGAAUAGGAGCGAAGAGCGAUAUAAAAAAAAAAAAUAGGAAAGCGUUCGUAAUAUUCUCUAUAAAUGUGUAAUAAAACCGAGUCCAAAGAUGUUAUAUAUAUACAUAUAUAUAUUAUAUACUGCGUGUCCGCGCCAGAGAAAGUACGAACGACGGCGUAUCCUGUAAUAUAUAAUUGAUAGGCUAACACACUUAGCGUGUGCGCCCCACGUAGUAGAGCGUAAGUUGGUGUAAAUAGCGUAGUGUUACAUAGCGUUUAGCGAGCAGCAGCAGCAGAAACAGCAACAGCGAUGGCGGCGGCGGUGGCAGGAGGGACGACGAGAGACCAGGUAUUCAAAGGAAAAGUAACGCGGAACGCUCGAAUGCGAUCCAACUCUCUCGUGCCCAACGCCGAAAUAGCGUUUCCAUCCUCCCCCUCCCCGAAAUCGCGUAGAUUUGAGAAGAGUAAGAGAAAAAAGAAACAAAGAAAUGGACUUUCGCCUCUUUGUCGAUAUGAAAAAUGGAGGCGCACGUACAAUUGUUUUUAGACUUCGUCUUUGCGUUACGCGUUGAACAGUUCCGAUUCAUUUUUUUAAGCGCCUUGUUUUUUUAUUUUUGCUCGUCACUUUCGUUCAGAUUCACGGGCGAUUCAAAUUUUACGAGGGAAGCUGACGGUUAUACGCUUUUUUCGUUACCGAAUUUUAACAUAAUCUGGCGCUAAGAUUCAUCUCUCGCUGAGGAGGAGGAGGAGGAGGAGGAGGAGGAGGUUACGAUCGAGACAGUUGCUUUUCCUUUUCGUAACGGCGCGAAUUCUCCGAAGACGCGCGUUUACGUGUCACUGUAAACUGUAUUCUGCGAUCAAAUCGUUUUUACGGAACACGAUAACGAAUUUUUAACUCGCAAGUAAGUUAUUUUCCCCUCCUUUCAGUCUCAAUGUUUAGUUCGAUACUUUGCGCGACGUUGUCAUCAGGUUAAUAUUCCUCGUUAUCUUUUAUCGAUAUCUCGAUACUCUUAGUUUUUACUUGUGUUAUCCGCGAUGCGCGACGGAAACUUCUUCAGGUCGUAUCUCUUAGAAUCCGAGGGCAAGGACAAAGGAAGAGAUCAAGUUCUUCGCUACUUCAUAUGUCGAUGCGAGAGAGAAGCGAUUUUAUUAUCGUAGGUUUAUUCAUGUAUAUUGUAUACACUUUGCUUCAACAUUUGGCUUGGACAUUUGGCUUCCCGAUGCAGUUUGGUUAGUAACCGAUAGUCCAAUAAGAGAGUUUAAUCAGAGAAACAAAGAAACAAUAAGUCAAUUAUUCGGGCUCUCGGAAGUACAAUGAAUAAUUCUUAGAGAAAUCUGAAAUUUAAGAUACCCUAUAUGGUUAUUUCUUCAUAGAUUAAGUGGGUUUCGCAACUUGCCUCGGCUCUUACCGACUUUUUCGUCCCCAGUUGGUUAAUAAAAAACAAAGCCUUUGGACCAUCGGCUAUGUUUCAAACUGCGUCGAGAAAAAUAUCCAAACCACAUUGGAACCAAGUGUGCGCCCACACUCAGACACACGCGUGCGUAUAUACGCAGGUACACGCUCUUGUCCGCUUACAUGAGACUCGAGUCCUUCUACAAGUAUUAAAAAAAAAAAACUAUAAUUCGCGUGCAUGAUAUGUAUCGACGCGUUAGCAAAGAGGGCCUAAUUACCCAGGCACCGUUUUUGCGAUUGCCAAGUAUGUGGAGAGAGAGAGAGACAGAGAGCGCGCGAGAGAGCUAGAAUAAGGGAGAAUGAGAGGGUAUGAAUGUGCACGAGUAUGCAUGAAAAUGUGAGAGAGAAAGCGAGGGAGAAAGAGUAUCGGGGGUCAACACAGUACUUCUCUGGAUACUCGGAUCUCUACUAUUAAUUACAUUCCAAACUUUGUCCUGCCGCGUUUACAACCCCGCGACAUGCCUUCUACGUUAUUUAACUGCCGCAAAAAAAGAAGCGAGAUCAACGCGUUCAACGAACGUUCGUUCGAUGAAAGUUCGCUCAACGAACUGCCGUCUAGGUGUCAUCGUUAUAUCACCCCCCUCCCCCUUUCUCUCCUCUCGACUGUUUACCUCGUUUCCUUUUUAUCAUGAAAAAGACCAAUCUCGAAAUCCACGAAGACUGUGUUACUCUUCGACGUAGUUAGUAUCCAGUGAUCCCGAAGGAGCGGGAGGGAAUGUCAUCCAGUCCUCGGUCCUUCGGGACGGAGACCCAACAAUAUAUUUACUUCGUAUUCACAUUAUAUCUCUUUGUACAUAUCCUAACGAUCUUCGAAUAUUAAUAUCCAACGUUCUCGAGGAAAUUUUUAAGCGUAUCUACCAGAUAAUUAAGGUUCUUCGUAAUGCAGCAUCAAAAAAGUAAAAAGAGACCGAAUCGUUUUCUUUUCCUUUCUUUCGGUUCCGACGCAAAAAUCGAUUUUUAUCUUUUACAUUUUGUUAUUUCUCUUACCCCCUUCGCCGACUUGAGUCGUACCGUAGGCGCACCAGGCUCUACGUCAUUCCAUGUUCACGCAUUUAUGACUUCUCGGACGGAGUGUCGGAGAAUUUUUAACGAGGAUUCUGGAUUCUCUGUGAACUUUUUUUUUAUCCGUUACGUUCGCUACACUCGCGUGGCUCCAAGAGUCUUUCAAUGCGCGAAAAGUCUCCAAUAAGACGAUAAAUUUUCUAACGUGAAUAUCGUGCGUGAUUUUCCUGCAGAUUCUCUCACGCGUGACCGCAAGACAAUCCGCGCGCGUGACUCGACCAGGAUUCUCGGUGGAAAUUCGAAUUUUACCGUGUGCCGUGUAAUUUUAGCGAUACAACAAUUUAACGUCGAAUCAAGAGAGUCUGGGCGCGUCAGUUAAAAAAUUCGGCUCUCUUCCCUCAUGGAAAUUUAAAAAGAGAGAAACGACGUUUUGCGCGGCUCGUGAGAAGAAACAGUACAAUGUACGGCCACGCGCGCCGCGAGAAUAUUCACUGUUCGGCGAGUGCAAGACGGACCCGCACCUUCCUCCACUCUCACCGUCUCUUCCUUUCUUUUCCUUUUUUUUUUAUUUAUAUACAUAUAUUACUACGCCUCGUUCUCUGUUGUUUUAAUUAUUUAUAACCCCGAGAUAUUCGACUAUAACGCGUAUACAACAACAGAAAAUCUUUUGUAUUUAAUUUGUUUAAUAAAACUUGGAUCAUAGUACAA